GAGAGAGUUGAAGUGGAAAAGAAGAAACCUAAAAUGAAUGGUUUCAACAACAGAGCAUCAGUAGGAGAUACUCUUGCCCCUCAUCCCUCUCAGUACAUGACCCAGAAGCUGAACAACUUUGAAUAUAUAGAACUAUUGUACUUCUCCCCAGAUGGCUGCAAAGAAGCUCUGUGCACAGCUUGUUCAGUAGCUGAUGACUUCAGUCUCACAAGGGUCAAUGACCAACUCACAAUUCGACCAGCAUAUGCCUUCAAAGCAUCCAAAGCAGCCAUAGCCGACCAUGACCUGCCAUUCUCAACCUUCCUCUGCUCCAAAAACCUUUUCCUGAUGCAACUCAGCAAGGCCAAAUGGCCUCAAAUGCACAUUGAUGCCCUCUUGCUGUUUUUCUGGCACCUAGAAAACCACUCCAUCCACAACCAUAGCAACCUUGGGGACCUAGUGAUACUGCACUAUGCUUUGUGGGUCCGCCAGGACUGGCACGACUGUCUCAAGCAAGAUGAAGCAUUCAACAUUGCCAUCAUCAACAAGAUUCUCCUCCACUCAAUCAACAAGGAACUCUGGGACAAAGUCCAUUUGCAAAACUUCACCACAGUAUGUUUUUCUUAA
Messenger RNA from Suillus subaureus, 606 nucleotides. RefSeq lists its product as uncharacterized. The transcript has a single exon. The record is from RefSeq and is a predicted model, not a curated record. The annotation marks the transcript as partial. Lineage: Eukaryota; Fungi; Basidiomycota; Agaricomycetes; Boletales; Suillaceae.